AUGAGUUAUACGACGCUAUGGAAGCGACUCUCGCCGCGCCAGCUGAACUUUGCUAUACAACUUUUCUCCCUCAUUUCCAUCUUCUUCGAGGGCUAUGACCAAGGUGUCAUGGGCGGCGUUAAUGCUUCGCCUAGAUACGUCACAGAGGUCGGUAUCGGUAAACCAGAUGGCACUGUGACCGACACCACGCACCAAGGUGGCAUUGUCAGUGUUUAUUACCUGGGUGCUAUCUUUGGUUGCUUUGCUGGAGGAUACUUGGCUGACCGGAUUGGUCGUAUCAAUGGUCUUCUGAUGGGUUCAUUUUUCGCCUUGGUCGGUGGGGCGUUACAGAGUGCCGCUCAGAAUUCAGAUUUCAUGAUUUGCGCUCGAGUGCUGACCGGUAUCGGCACUGGAGCUUUGACUGGUAUUACCCCUGUCUUGGUCUCGGAAACUUCAACAGCAGAUCAUCGUGGCGGUUAUUUAGGCUACGUUUUCGUUGCAAAUUACCUUGGCAUAUCAGUCGCAUAUUGGAUUUCCUUCGGUCUCGCUUUCAUCGACAACGGCUACUCGGACGUGCGAUGGCGAUUUUUGCUCGCUUUCCAAUGCGUUCCAGCCUUGAUUCUUCUCUGUUUCAUCAGGAUGCUGCCCGAUAGUCCCAGAUACCUCGCUUCAGUUGGUCGCAAGCAAGAGGCUCGUGAGCUGUUAGAGCACCUUCGACAAGACUCUUCUACCCCUCAGCAAAUUGAUCAAGAGUUCUUUGAAAUUGCUACCUUAGCGGAGGAAGGUGAACGCGACCCUUUUAAAUUCGUAAAGAUCUUGUUCGGGCAGGGUGGAAAGCAGUAUCCGAAUUUGGGCAGGCGAGCUUGGCUAUGUAUCUGGCUACAGAUCAUGGCCUCCUGGACGGGUAUCACUGCUGUCACUGCUUAUGCUCCGGUUCUUCUCCAUCAAGCUGGGUAUAGCACACUUACAAUAAAUGGUCUGGCCGGUGGUAUCAACACAAUUGGUAUUUUUGGCACCCUCAUAAGUGCCCAGAUUGUCGACCGCAUAGGCCGUCGUGUUUGCCUGAUAGGUGGUGCAGCCGCUUUGUUUAUUGUCAACCUGAUUACUGGGGCUGUCUACGAGGGCUCGUUGCAUAAUCCUGAUAAGUCGACUCAGUUCGCUCCCGGUUCUACUGCUAUGUUGUUUUUAUUCAAUCUUGCUUAUGCUGCGACGUGGGGUACUGUCGCAUUCUUGGUGCCUACGGAAAUAUUUCCCAGCAAUCUGCGAGGCCAGGGAAAUGGCUUCGGAAUCACCGGUUGGGCUAUUGGUGUUGGCAUGACAACUCUAGUAAAUCCGAUCAUGUUCGCUGCUCUAACUAGCCGCACUUACUUCCUCUAUGCCGGCCUUAAUUUGCUCUGGAUCCCCGUUAUUUAUCUCUUCUACCCGGAAACAUCUAAUCGCUCCCUGGAAUCAAUCGAGCAAUUGUUCUCCACACCCAGUCCUUUCUUCUGGAAGAUGGAACAGGCAUUUGAGUUACAUGGUAAUGUGUUGGCGGAACGCGGAUUCAGUAAAAAUGAUGGUUUCAAUGAUGAUGAGAAUGAGCCGGGGUCAUUCGAGAAGUCAGAGGAGCAGAUGAUUGCCUAA
Messenger RNA from Penicillium brevicompactum, 1602 nucleotides. RefSeq names its product sugar porter family MFS transporter. Gene Ontology annotation, cellular component: membrane. The record is from RefSeq and is a predicted model, not a curated record. Bases 1 to 1602 code for a protein of 533 amino acids. The transcript has 8 exons. Gene Ontology annotation, biological process: transmembrane transport; carbohydrate transport. Gene Ontology annotation, molecular function: carbohydrate:proton symporter activity. NCBI's taxonomy places the organism in Eukaryota, Fungi, Ascomycota, Eurotiomycetes, Eurotiales, Aspergillaceae.